CUCAAAUCUUUUAGGUUCGCCAUAGUGAACUGGCUCUUGAAGCAUGACCUCACACAUGAAAACAAAUUCCUUAAUAUUUUGGCCCUUGAUCAAGUAUGGUCCCCGACCAUACAUGCCUGCUGUAAACAAAAUUGGCCGCCCGUGCAAACCAGUCGUCAGUGCUUGUGAGCGAAGAAAAGGUCUGUGAUUGAAGUUGAAAUCACGUGAUGAUGUGACAAAAACUGGGAUUCAUGCAUGCUUUUUCAUUCAUUUUGUAUAUCAUAAAGACGUGAAACUUUUCUGAUUAUGAGUGUUGGCGCAUUACAAAAGAGUAUUAUUGCCAACGCAAAAAAUAUUUUAUCUCUUUUAAACGACUUGUCAUCUCGUUUAAACAACUUGUCCUGUUUUAACAACAUUGUUAUAAUUAGAAUUAACGAGAUGGCGAUGUCGUGUGAACGAGAUUAAAUAAUUUUGUUCGCUUUGGCAGCAAUAAGCUUCCGUAGCACAUAACUGGCACACAGCGAAGCACGUUAUUCUGGUUCUUUAGAAUUAGGGCACAUGGUAUGGACUGCCUGAAGUACUAUGGAGUAGGAAAAUAUGCCUCCAUGAAUGUACAUGCACAUGUACCAACAGACCAACAACCUUUUACGGAAUAAAUAGCGCAGGAUCAGACUUGAACAGAGUCUACAUGUGGUGAAAGGGAAUGUGUACGCAAGGCUGAAUUGCUUUCAUUCGUGAAUGGCGACGUUGUUGAAAAGCAUCAAUCUGUACAAGCGAGAGCGUUUUCUCGGGCCCAAAACAGAACGACUCGAUUGUUGACACGCAGUGGCAAAACUCUUGGAUGGCUGAAGAAUUUUUGUGUUGUGCUGAGUUUGUUGUUAUUGUGGACAGUAUUCCUUCCUGCCUGUCCUAUACCGGGAGCAAAAAUUGACGGUACCUCUACGUCCACCCACACCGCACCCUGCAUGGUCGCACCCGAAGUACAUGUAUGGGGCCUUUUAUACCUGCACAAUUUCCGGCUUUCCGUAGCUCGAUCUGUCGUGGUACUGCAUGACGACGAGUUGCCUUCUAGAUUGGUAUGUGAUAGCCUGAGACCCUUCUGGGCAAGCAGGUGAUUGUAAAAAGCAGCUCGGUCUCCACUACACUGCCGCAGUAUGGGUGAAAACGUCAUCUUGAAAUUGAAGUACGCCGUGACCGUGUGCUCUGCCUCGGCUGUCCUUGCAAAUCUGGUGUUGAUAGCGGCAUUAGUAUGGACUACUAAACUGCGACAGAAGUACUUCAGACUCGUCUUUAACAUGGUCGUGGCUGACCUGUUCUUCGCCACCUUUUCUGUGGCGUUUCCGUGGACCGAAUAUCACAUCAUCUACUCUUUCUUCAUGACCGGUUACGUGGUCUCUGUUCUGACGAGUUUGGCGAUUGCCAUCAACCGUUUUCUCGCCUUUACUCUCGGGUCGCCGUCCCGCCACGACGCGGUGUUCACGGGCCGUCGCCUGCUCGUCCUGUGCUUGCUCAUCUGGUGUUUCUCGCUUCUCCUGAACCUCCUGCCGAUCGCCACGUCCUCGGGAGAAGUCACAUUAUGGGUCUACGGACUGCUGAGACCCCUGACUGUGUUCAUCUCUUGGUCGGUCUUGACUGUCCUGUAUGGCCUCUUGUUGUAUAAAAUCAGGAAGAGCAUUCAAGCUUCCGAUACCACCCCCGAGACAUCGAUGAGCGAUACACGAAUCACCCAGACCCGCUGGCUGUUCGGCACAUUCGUCAUCAUUCCAGUGGCAUCGUUUAUUUUCUGGAUGCCAUAUAGCGUGGUCAGGGUAACCGCAUUUGUCGAUCCCAGUCAUUUUUUCGCUCAUAACUUGGACGUCGCGUACUGGUUUAGCGGUUCGCUCUACUGCUUCUCAGCCGCUCUCAACCCGGUGAUUUAUUACUGGGGUAGGCUCGACCGAUUAGGGCAAGACCUUUACACCCGUUUGGAAGAUGUCAAAGAACUGGACAAUGAGGCUGAACUUGAGCAGCCAACCACAAGCACUUUGAUCUAAACAGUAAUUAAAAAGGGGAUUAUAUUGAAUUAGUUUUGAAUGGGGAAACUCAGUCAAGUUACAGGUUUGAGUGAUAAAGAAAAAAUCAACUCUUUGGAAGAAGCCUUUAAACAUGCAAGGGAUACUUGUAGAGUCUUUUCAAUGUGGUUAUGUAUAUAGUAAUAAAGACAUAUGCGCUUUUCUUAUGGACAGGAUAAAAGUAUUAUUUCUCGAAUAAUAAAGUAUUAAAUAGAAUAAUUAUUUCAAUUAGUAAGGAACUUCUUGUUAGUUUCUGAAGUCGCCUUCAAAACUUUAACUGGAAAGAUUUCUUGUAAUCGUAGCCAAAUUAUAAUUAUGCAUUAUACCCUCUUCACAAAAGUUAAAGAUUUUGCGUGGCUCGAUGUGGUUAAUUCGAAACUAAAAAUACAUUUGUUAGUUUCUAAGUAGCAAAAUGAUUUGGAUGUUAAAAGUGUAGUACUUUUUAUGCUUAUAUUUUUCAUUACAUAGGGUCUUUUAUUUAUAAUUUUGCUCUCGGAAAAAAAAUUCUGUUCGGAUGGAAACGUCAUCACGUCGUUUAACAUAAAAACUUUUAUGUGACGUAAGUAACUCCAGCCAAUGAGCAGAAGCCUUUUUCUCGUUUAUUUUGCACACUGUGAGUAUACUUUUGUAGAAUUCGUGCUAUAUACAGUGUAAUAAUUGUUACCUUUGAAGCAUUCUGCGUUUGAAACGUUAAACAUCACAAUAAGUGUUGAUGUUUUUUCGCAGUGCAUAUUCUAGAAUGGCAUUUGCCAAGGAUUUCAUUACAAUAAGGAUUUAAACAAACGAAGCAAAUGAAUAAGGUGUGUUUGUUGCACGGAGUUGGUAUUCACGCACUUCAUUUUUAGACUAAUCUGCGGUGGCACCGUAC
Molecule: messenger RNA, 2898 nt
Organism: Acanthaster planci (crown-of-thorns starfish)
Lineage: Eukaryota; Metazoa; Echinodermata; Asteroidea; Valvatida; Acanthasteridae
Biological process (GO): G protein-coupled receptor signaling pathway
Cellular component (GO): plasma membrane
Molecular function (GO): G protein-coupled receptor activity
Source: RefSeq, a predicted model, not a curated record